This is a messenger RNA of Colletotrichum graminicola M1.001, 2826 nucleotides long. Its product is annotated as Rad4 transglutaminase-like domain-containing protein. Gene Ontology annotation, cellular component: nucleus; cytoplasm; nucleotide-excision repair factor 2 complex. The coding region runs from base 1 to 2826 and encodes 941 amino acids. Gene Ontology annotation, molecular function: damaged DNA binding; single-stranded DNA binding. The record is from RefSeq and is a predicted model, not a curated record. Lineage: Eukaryota; Fungi; Ascomycota; Sordariomycetes; Glomerellales; Glomerellaceae. Gene Ontology annotation, biological process: nucleotide-excision repair; mismatch repair. The transcript is spliced from 2 exons.
AUGGCUGGUCGCAAACGAACCAGGGCUACCCGGUCUAUAGCUGCUGAGUCCAAUGUGCCGGGUGUCUAUCAAGAAAUGCUGGCUGAGGCCGCAGAAGAUGCUGAUCGUGCACAUUCACCUUUGUUGGAGCAGCCAGCAAAAAGGCUCAAGAGACCUGGAGAAAAGAAGCCCGAGACUCCCAUCGCGAUGUCAAAAGUUCCGGUAGCGGAAGGAAUCGAUGACGACGGUGAUGAAGGUAUAGAGUUCGAAGACGUAAUUAUCCCUCCAGCGAAUGUCCAGAUUAUUAUCAAAAACUCGGACGAAGAAGACGAAGAAGACGAAGAAGAGGAUGAGGAGGAUGUGGACGGAAUCGAAACUAAGGUUGUCGAUUUUGGGGCUGUGCAGGCUAAUCCAGAAGCCAUCGGAGAACCCAAGAAACUCACAUUGAAUCUAUCAGAGCACAGUAGCACUGCGACUGAUGCUCGAAAGGGAACCAAGAAGAGGAAGCCUAUUACGAAAGAGGAGAAGGAGCGCCGCGUAUCAAUCCACAGGACACACCUUUUAUGUCUCCUACUACACUGCGCCCUGAGGAACCGUUGGUGUGAUGAUGAGCAGGUACAAAACAGCGUCCGUCCUCUUCUCACAAAAAAGAUUGUCGACUAUCUGAAACCGAGCCCCAGUCUUCCUCAAUUUGGGCAGACGGAGUCGCUAAAGAACGGCCUGCAACAAGCUAGCACUAUAUUUAUGUCAAAAUUCCAAAUUACUGAGGGAGGGCUACGACGAUCCCUAUGGGCUGAGGAUUCUGAGCAUCUUGCCAAUUAUGAACCGCCGACAAACAUGGACUCAUGCAUGGAUCGUUCAGACUUCAGACACGCGGCUAAGAGGCUUUGUGGGUCUCGGGAUGUUGGUGCUCAGCUGUAUUGUGCCCUCCUACGGUCUGUCGGAGUCCGUGCUCGCUUGGUUUGCUCAUUACAACCAUUGCCAUUUGCCCAGGGCGGCCCGAAUCUGCCAAGAGCUCAGGAAACAAAGCUACCAAAGAAGUCGACCAUGGAGGAAAAUAUACGGGGUCAGCUGCCACGGUACAAUAUUAAUGUACAAGGGUCAUUAUCUUCCGCCUCAAGUCUGGUUUCACCGCUUCGACGACUAGGCCAUCCUAAUGCCACAGCCUACCAGUUACCUUUACUACCAACCCCACCACCGACUACACAUCAGCCAAAUAAGACCCCGAAGAGGAUCCGUGAGUCGCCCUUCCCAAUCUACUGGGUUGAGGUGCUGGACGUUGGCCAUCAGAAAUGGCAGCCCGUGGACCCGCUGGUCACAAAAUCCAUGUGGAAACCUAGAGCAUUAGAGCCACCAGCUACCGACAAGGAAAACUCUAUGGCUUACGUGGUUGCGUUUGAUACUGAUGGCACGGCACGAGAUGUUACGAAACGAUACGCCAAGGCUUACACGGCUAAAACGCGGCGGUUGCGAAUUGAGACAGCUGUCGACAAUGGUGACCGAUGGUGGCGGAGAGCGCUGAGGCCGUUUGCACGGAGUUGGCCGAAUGACCUUGAUCAGAUUGAGGACAGCGAGCUGACGGCAAUCGAAGAACGCGAGCCAAUGCCUCGCAACGUAGCAGACUUCAAGCACCAUCCUGUCUUCGCGCUGGAAAGGCAUCUAAGACGUAACGAGGUUCUCAUCCCCGACGCACAACCCGCAGGAACGGUUGCAGCUGGCAACAGAGCCCCACUUGAGAAAGUAUACCGACGUAAGGACGUACGGACAGCUCGAAGCAGGGAUAAAUGGUAUCGUAUGGGGCGCGAAGUGAAGCCGCUACAGCUGCCUGUCAAAUUCUUGCCACGUCGGUCAAACGCUAAACCAGGAGAGUAUGUCGACGACGGCUAUGGAGGCGACGAGCGUAGGGCCACCGGCACGCCUAUCUUCAUACAAGAACAGACAGAAGUGUACCGGCCCCCUCCGGUCGUCGACGGACGAGUGCCAAAGAAUAAGUUUGGUAACAUCGACUUGUAUGUUGCAAGCAUGGUACCGGAGGGUGGCGUCCAUAUCACGGACGAAUUUGAUACUGCUGCGAGAGCCGCCUACACGUUAGGCAUUGACUACGCACCCGCUCUGUCAGGGUUCCAGUUCAAAGGCAAGCACGGUACAGCAGUCUUCAACGGCAUCGUGGUAGCUCAAGAGUACAAGGAGGCUGUAUGUGCGGUGAUGGCAGGUUUCGAUGAUAUGGAUGCGCAAGCAGAACAUAGCAAACGAGCCUUUGUGGCCAUUAACACAUGGCGGCGGUUCCUCAUGGCUCUCCGCAUUCGGGAGCGCGUAUGGGCAGGGGUGGACCUCGAGGAGCGUGUCAAAGAAGACAACCGAUUGGUUGAGUUGGCCGCAGCCGAUGCGAAUGGUGAUGUGGCCAAGCAUGACAUAGAGGAGAGUGGCGGAUUCUUUGCUGAGGACAGAGCUGUGGUUAAUGACGAUGCCAGAACCCCAGCCGGAUGCAAGGUCAGCUUCGUAAUGGAUGUGAGGGACACCAUCAACAGUUACAGGGCAGAAAGUAGCGACGGGUUCAUUGGGAAUGACAACGCACCCAGCGGAACUUACAUUGCGAGCCAGGUCACCGUGGACAAUACCAGAGCCGAACUUAUCAACGAUGAUGGAAACGAGGUAGACUGUGCAGUUACAGGCGACGGUGGAACAGCGGCUGGGCGUAGAGAACACAGAGACCGGACUCAGGAUAAGUGCGGGUUCGAGCCGGACCCGGGUGACGAAGAAUUCGAGGAGGCGCCUAGCGAUGUUACCGAAGAAUACGAUAUGGAAGACGAUGACGGUGGUGGAGGGUUCUUAGUGGAGGGUUCUUAG